Prosopis cineraria is the source of this 1666-nucleotide messenger RNA. RefSeq lists its product as uncharacterized. Bases 117 to 1418 code for a protein of 433 amino acids. The transcript has 15 exons. The record is from RefSeq and is a predicted model, not a curated record. Lineage: Eukaryota; Viridiplantae; Streptophyta; Magnoliopsida; Fabales; Fabaceae.
UAAAAGCAAAGCACUAAAACUCUGUUGUGAAGUUUUCAGACCCCAGGAGGACGAGAAGGAGAAAGAGAGAGACCAAGUCCCAAGGAGGUUGAUCUUGAACUCGAUCACACUAUCGGAUGGCUUCUACGGAGGGUCUUGUGCCUAUAACUAGGAGUUUCCUCGCGUCUUACUACGACAAAUACCCUUUUGAGCCUCUCUCUGAUGAUGUAUCUCGUCUUUCUUCAGAAAUUCGUUCUAUGGCCAAUAAUUUGCUCAUUGAUUGUCCUCCUACUCAAGGGGAAAGCAUUUUAAUCGAUGAAGCUGAUCAUCAGCCUCCGCAUAAAAUUGACGAGAAUAUGUGGAAGAAUCGAGAGUAUAUGGAAGAGACAAUCUUUUUAUUAGAAAGGUCCAAUUGGCCAGAAGGGCUUAAGCGGCAGUCAACACCUGAUGAUGUAGAAUGUACCGUAGUGCUUGACCGGGUUAAAGACAAAGUUCAUAAUACUUUGAAAAUAUUGGAGUCUUUCCAAGCUAAAAAUGCAGAACAUGUUUUUAACACAGUUAUGACUUAUUUGCCUCAAGAUUUUCGAGGAACUCUCCUAAGACAGCAACGUGAACGGUCUGAAAGGAAUAGGCAAGCAGAGGUUGACACUCUGGUAAAUGCUGGAGGAAGCAUACGUGAUCGAUAUGCUUUGCUGUGGAGACAACAAAUGGACAGGAGAAGGCAAUUAGCUCAGCUUGGUUCUGCCACAGGUGUCUAUAAAACACUCGUGAAGUAUCUGGUUGGAGUUCCACAAGUGUUGCUGGAUUUUAUUCAGCGGAUAAAUGAUGAUGAUGGACCCAUGGAAGAGCAACGACAUCGUUAUGGACCGCCAUUAUACAGCCUUACGAUGAUGAUUCUUGCUAUUCGACUCUUCCUUUCAUUAUCAUGGGAGCGGUUUGAGACUAGUAAAUUAAAAAAGGAACAACUUACUGUCCUGGAACAAGCUGUUGAUGUCUACACAGUAGAAUUUGAAAGGUUCAUCAGAUUUCUCAGUGAGGUCUUUGCAAACUCGCCUUUCUUCAUUUCUGCAGAAGUUGCUGGGGCGUUAGAAGGGGAAAAUGAUGACUACAAAGAGAUAAGUGUUCCUGCUGGAAAAAGUUACGAGGUUUUACUCGCAGUGGACUCAAUAAAUUCAUACAUUGCUUGGGAUUUUUCAUUAGUACAAGGCAAGAUUAAUAUGGAUAUUGGGUUUAGUUUGGAGUUUAUUAGCCCUUCUGGUGAAAAAACUCUGAUGUUGCCUUACCGGCGUUAUGAAUCUGACCAAGGUAACUUCUGCACAUUCAUGGCUGGAAGCUAUAAACUUACUUGGGACAACACCUACUCCACUUUUUUCAAGAAGGUGUUACGGUACAAGGUGGAUUGUAUACCUCCAGUUACAGAGCCAGUGCAGUCUGACUGAAGCGGGAAUGAAUUAUGUAGAAACUUUACAUUUUCUAUUUCCUUUUAAACUCGACCCUGUUCUUGAGGUUGAUAGUAACCUCUAGUUUUCUUCACCUCAAGGUUGAUACAGUGACAUAAUUCAUUUGUUUGGGGGGGGGGAUAGGAGAACCAAACUGGGAAUUGCAUUCAUCAUUUGUAGUUAGCUGGAAAGCAGUGAAAAUGUUACCCUUUUAGGAAAAUUUAUGGGUAUAAAAAGGUUCUUUUUCC